UGUCAGUGUCAAAUCUGUCAUCAUUGUUGUAUCGUUUCGUAUCUUGUACGUAUUUCAUUUUAAUUUACAUCGGCCGCAAUUUUAGUCCAAAGUUCCAAACUCCAAACUCGCGAGAGCGAUCAAGGAAGUCGGCCGUUGUUAAUAUAAAUUAUUAUAGUGUUGUCGUCAAGUCGAUAAAAAAAUGAGUUUAGUCGCCAAUACUGGAAAGCUAGCGGGUCGUACGCUGUUUAUUACUGGUGCUUCCCGUGGUAUUGGGAAAGCGAUAGCCCUAAAAGCAGCCAAGGAUGGAGCAAAUGUUGUGGUCGCAGCUAAAACUGCCGAACCCCAUCCUAAACUGCCUGGAACCAUUUAUUCCGCUGCCGAAGAGAUUGAAGCUCUUGGCGGUAAAGCACUGCCAGUUAUUGUAGAUGUAAGAGACGAAAAACAAGUACAGAAAGCAGUCGAUGAGGCUGUUAAAAAGUUCAAUGGAAUCGACAUAUUAGUGAACAAUGCGUCGGCCAUCUCUCUCACGGGCACCGCCCAGACGGACAUGAAGAGAUACGACCUCAUGCACAACAUCAACACGAGAGGAACUUUCUUGGUAUCCAAGCUAUGCCUGCCAUUGCUGAAGUCAAGCAACCACGCACACAUCCUCAACUUAUCUCCACCCCUCAACAUGAACCCGUAUUGGUUCUCAGUCCACGUGGCGUACACGAUGGCCAAGUACGGCAUGUCGAUGUGCGUGCUCGGCAUGAGCGAGGAGUUCAAGCCCUACAACAUCGGCGUCAACGCGCUCUGGCCCAAGACUGCCAUCGCGACAGCUGCUAUUGAGAUGCUGACCGGUGACACUUCGACCAGCCGCAAGCCUGAGAUCGUCUCAGACGCUGCCUACUUCAUGCUGUGCAAGGAUCCUAAAACAUACACUGGAGUAUUUGCCAUCGACGAGGACGUCGUAAAGGAAGCAGGAGUCAAAGACAUGACCCCGUACGCCUGUGAUCCCAAGAACGCAGAUAACCUGCUAUUGGACGGUUUCCUUGACGACCCACAAGCGCUCGCCGCCCACAACAAUGUUACACUCCAGGCCCAGUCGGUCCGGCGGUACCAUACCUCCGCCAGGCUUUGCAAGGAGGAAAAGACUGACGCGCCAGCAUCUAGCGGCCAAAUUCCGCAGCUGUUUGCUUCCAUCAGCAAGACAUUGUCGGCUGAACUCGUGCAGAAGACGCAAGCUGUGUACCAGUUUAACGUUAAAGGCAAAGAGGAAGGCGUAUGGCACUUGGACCUCAAGAACGGAGAAGGUGCAUGCGGACAGGGCGAGCCCAAGAACGCUCCAGAUGCCACGCUCACUAUGGACAGCAAGAACUUCACAGAGAUGUUCGCCGGUAAACUGAAGCCUGCGACCGCCUUCAUGAUGGGAAAACUUAAGAUCAGCGGAGACCUGCAGAAGGCCAUGAAGCUAGAAAAGAUGAUGAAGUCGCUGAAAGCCAAAGCAUAAUGAACUCACCAAUACAGUAUUCAAAUGACUAGUUUUUCGAUUCAACUAAAGCUGUGUG
Ostrinia nubilalis (European corn borer) is the source of this 1529-nucleotide messenger RNA. It is a transcript of the gene Hsdl2, whose product is annotated as hydroxysteroid dehydrogenase-like protein 2. The transcript is spliced from 12 exons. Bases 182 to 1471 code for a protein of 429 amino acids. The record is from RefSeq and is a predicted model, not a curated record. NCBI's taxonomy places the organism in Eukaryota, Metazoa, Arthropoda, Insecta, Lepidoptera, Crambidae. Gene Ontology annotation, cellular component: mitochondrion.